GGAGGAGGAGGAAGAGGGGGGAGGAGGAGGAGCAGCAGCAGGAGGCAAAUCUCCAUUCCCACAGCAAAAGCAGGUGCUGGAGCCAGAGCCCAGAGUGUGGGAGCUAAUGGGAAUCAGCUUGCUGGAGGGAAGGGGACCAAAUUAAGGAAUGGCUGGGGCUCGGCUGCUGAGAGGGGGCUGGGAAAAGCAGGCUGAUUGAGACUAGCUGUUGUGCCUCUGUCUCUUGAGAUCUUUGGACUCUGCCCAGGAUAGCCUCACACCCUAUCGUAGACAACUAGGAACUUGCAGAGUCCGCCUCGGGCAGCCCAAAGCUCCUCUGCCCACCCUGGCUCCCAGAGCCCUCCUAAGCAAAAGACCAGAGAGGCACUCUCCAUCCAGCAGCCAGACGCCUCCUUCUUGACGCCAGCCCCCACCCCUUGUCUGCUCGUGCCCAGGAAAGGCCCGAAGGAAGAGGCCGGGGAAAGAACCCUCCCUCUCUCCCUUGUCCCUCCAUCCACCCAGCGCCUGCAUCUGGAGACCCUAUGGCCCGGGCUCACUGGGGCUGCUGCCCCUGGCUGGUCCUCCUCUGUGCUUGUGCCUGGGGCCACCCAAAGCCAGCGGACCUUGGAGGGCAGGAUGUGAGAAACUGUUCCACCAACCCUCCUUACCUUCCAGUUACUGUGGUCAACACCACAGUGUCACUCACAGCCAUCCGCCAGCAGAUGCAGACCCAGAAUCUCUCGGCCUACAUCAUCCCAGACACGGAUGCUCACAUGAACGAGUACAUCGGCCAACAUGACGAGAGGCAUGCGUGGAUUACAGGCUUUACAGGGUCUGCAGGAACUGCAGUGGUGACCACGAAGAAAGCAGCUGUCUGGACCCACAGUCGCUACUGGACUCAGGCUGAGCGGCAGAUGGACUGCAACUGGGAGCUCCAUAAGGAAGUUGGCACCACUCCUAUUGUCACCUGGCUCCUCACCAAGAUUCCCGCUGGAGGGUGUGUGGGCUUUGACCCCUUCCUCUUGUCCAUUGACACCUGGGAGAGUUAUAAUCUGGCCCUCCAAGGCUCUAACAGACAGCUGGUGUCCAUCACAACCAACCUUGUGGACGUGGUGUGGGGAUCAGAGAGGCCACCGGUUCCAAAUCAACCCAUUUAUGCCCUGCCGGAGGCAUUCACAGGGAGCACUUGGCAGGAGAAAGUAUCUGGCGUCCGAAGUCAGAUGCAGAAGCAUCAGAAGGCCCCAACUGCCGUCCUUCUGUCGGCGCUUGAGGAGACGGCCUGUGAGUGUGGAUUUGCAGACACGGGUAGCCGCCUGGGUCUCCCCAAUGCCCCAAGCCUCCCAGGCCCUCUAGCACAGAGCUAGCUCCUCUCCAAACAACCGUGUGCCCACCAGUUCUUCAGAACUCCAUGGCCACAGCCCAAGAAGGGUAACGGGGCAGGAGCUCAUGGCUGCAGAAAAAGGACACAAGGUAGCCCUGAGCAAGCUGGUACCAGCCCACAGCCCACCAGAAGAAUGAACUGACCAUGGCAGCAAAGUGCUUCCGUCCCAUUAAGGGGAGGAGGACCAGCAAAUGCCUCCCAACAACUUAGCCACUACCCCAGGGCACUCACACUCCCAGCUUUAGCACCCAGUGGGACCCUACUCUUUCUGGUAUGGCUCAGGACUUCUUGUCUGAUCCCUAUGGCUGGGCUUCAGAUAUUCCAGGGACCCACUGGAACUGUGUGCUGACUGCUAAGUAUCUGCAUUUUUCUGGGGGGAAAGAGCCAUAACUCUCAACAGCAUCUCAAAGACCACCCCCCUCCCAAAAAAAAAAAAAAAAAAAA
Molecule: messenger RNA, 1804 nt
Organism: Chlorocebus sabaeus (green monkey)
Lineage: Eukaryota; Metazoa; Chordata; Mammalia; Primates; Cercopithecidae
Source: RefSeq, a predicted model, not a curated record